Carassius carassius (crucian carp) is the source of this 892-nucleotide messenger RNA. Its product is annotated as jupiter microtubule associated homolog 2-like. NCBI's taxonomy places the organism in Eukaryota, Metazoa, Chordata, Actinopteri, Cypriniformes, Cyprinidae. The coding region runs from base 147 to 785 and encodes 212 amino acids. Gene Ontology annotation, cellular component: nucleus. The record is from RefSeq and is a predicted model, not a curated record. The transcript is spliced from 5 exons.
GUCCAAGCCUUCCUGGGCGUGGUGGGUCAGACAGACGGUUUUUUUUUUGCACACUAGUGUUCAGUUUGGCGGUGUGGCAGGACGCUUUCUGCAGUGAGGGCUGUUGAAGAAGAAGUUGUUACUGGGUCACGUCGAGACAAGCAACCAUGACUACAACAAAUGUGUUUCAGGGACUUGAUAGUAGUGGCAAACCGAGUUCAAGGGUACUAAGACCUCCGGGUGGAGGUUCAAGCAAUCUCUUUGGUGGUUAUGAAGAAGACACUUCUGCCUCCAGACGACCAAACAAAAUGUCCUCCUCUAUUUUCUCUCCUCAAGAAUCCACGGGGGCCCAUGAGAGUCCCAAACGGUCCAAUCCCCCAGGUGGAAAGAGCAGUGGAAUAUUUGGGGAGCCAGGGGCUCCUUCGACUCAGAGCAAGCCAGUUCCUCCUGGUGGAGCAGCCAGUAACAUCUUUGGGGGAGCAGAGUCGACCCCACCUUCUGUGAAGAGUCAACAUCCCAACAAACCAAAGGACAAUUUAAGUGUGGGUGUACCUGCUACUCCAGAUCCACCAGCCCCAGUGCCUAAGAUGACUGUAGUUGAGGAAGUGAAGGCGGAGCCAGUGCCCCCUCAACCAACACCUGAAAAAGAGCCAGCGGCCCCUGCACCCGCAGCCAAUCAGAAGUCUGAGGCAGCCACACAGCAACCAACAGAAAAGGACCAUGAGCCACGCCUCGGACCCCGCCCUCGCUCUCACAACAAAGUGCUCAACCCACCGGGAGGAAAGUCCAGUGUGGUUUUCUAUUAGCCAUAGCCAUCACUGUCACUUCCUUCCUUCCAUCUGCUUUUAACCCUUUUUUUUUGUACUAAAACUUAUCCUUUCUCAUUAUUUUGUUGUUUUUCCUGCAAGAAAAA